Messenger RNA from Impatiens glandulifera, 472 nucleotides. Its product is annotated as protein transport protein Sec61 subunit gamma. Gene Ontology annotation, molecular function: transmembrane protein transporter activity. NCBI's taxonomy places the organism in Eukaryota, Viridiplantae, Streptophyta, Magnoliopsida, Ericales, Balsaminaceae. The record is from RefSeq and is a predicted model, not a curated record. The transcript is spliced from 3 exons. Gene Ontology annotation, biological process: protein targeting; post-translational protein targeting to membrane, translocation. The coding region runs from base 82 to 291 and encodes 69 amino acids. Gene Ontology annotation, cellular component: membrane; Ssh1 translocon complex.
UGUUUCACACUUACGCCCAGCCGAGCUUUGAUCUCUCUCUCUCUCUCAUCUAGACAGAUUUUUUGAAUAUCAAAGAAGGAGAUGGACGCCAUAGAUUCAGUUGUGGAUCCAUUGAGAGAAUUUGCUAAGGAUAGUGUUCGACUUGUCAAGAGGUGUCACAAACCCGAUCGCAAAGAAUUCACAAAGGUUGCAGUCCGUACAGCGAUCGGUUUCGUUGUGAUGGGAUUCGUUGGUUUCUUUGUCAAGCUGAUCUUCAUCCCAAUCAACAAUAUCAUCGUGGGUUCUGGUUAGAAGGAAGAAGAAAGCUGCAGCAAUCUUCUUUGGAGUUUACAGUCUUCCUUUUACACAAAACUCAUUUAGUUAUGUACCUCUGAAUUUUGCUCCAUACAUUUCUUUAUUUGUUUUUGCGUUUUUCUUUAAUGUAUGACAUACAGACACACAUAUUCGAACCUCAGUUCAACUUUGUUAGUCA